AUGGCAGAUAAGCUCCGCUCGGGUUCUCGCUUCGGAUCCCUCUCCGGAUCCCUCUCCGUGCCUGUCUCCGGCCCGCGCGACCUCGAAUCCGGCAAGGGUCGCUCUGCCAAGCUGGCCUCCAUCUUCGGCGGGUCAGGCGUCACUGUCGGCCCUCGCAUCUGCGACAUCCCUGAGUACCUGAAGGAUGAGGUGUCUGAGGGCGAGGGCGAGUCCAGCGAGGCCAUCCUCAACCGCCAGCUCGCGUCGGAGGACGGCGCCGCCAUCCAGUACCGCACCUGCUCGUGGCAGAAGACGGCCGCCCUGCUCUUCAGCGAGUACAUCUGUCUGGCCAUCAUGAGUUUCCCCUGGUCCUACAGCUACCUCGGCCUCGUGCCGGGGUUGAUAUUGACGGUGGUUGUCGCCGCAAUCGUCUUGUACACGAGUCUUGUGCUGUGGGAGUUUUGCCUGCGUCACCCCGAAAUCCGCGAUGUCUGUGAUCUCGGCCAGACGCUGUUCUGGGGCAAGGAAUGGGCGUGGUGGGGGACAGCCGUCAUGUUCGUUCUCAACAAUACCUUUAUCCAGGCGCUGCAUGUCCUCGUCGGCGCAGAGUACCUCAACACCAUGACGGAGAAGACGGCCAUCGGGGGGUGUCGCACCGUCGAGUUCUCCGUCGUCAUCGUCGUCAUUUGCUGGCUUGCCUCGCUCCCGAGAACGUUUAGUAUGAUGUCCAAGCUCGGCACUGCCUCUGCCUUCUUCACCUUGAUCAGUGUCGUCUUGGCUACUGCGUUUGCAGGCGUCCAGGGGAAGCCGGCCGGCUACUCGCCCGAGAAGGGUGAGCCGAUUGUCACGGCUGUGCCCGUGGCGAGCACCACCUUUGUGCAGGGUAUGGCUGCGUUUCUGAAUAUUAGUUAUACUUUCAUCGGCCAGAUUACCCUGCCUAGCUUCAUUGCUGAAAUGCGUGACCCUCGUGAAUUCCCCAAGUCCCUCUGGGCAUGCACAAUCGCCGAAAUCAUCGUCUUCAGCGUCGUCGGCGCCGUCAUCUAUGCCUACAGCGGCAACCAAUACGUCAAGGCGCCCGCCUUCGGAUCCCUCGACGAUCUGUACAAGAAGGUCUCAUUCUCAUUCAUGAUCCCGACAAUCAUCUUCCUGGGAUGCUUAUACGCUUCGGUAACGGCGCGAUUCGUCUUCUUCCGCGUCUUCAGAAACUCAAAACACUUGAGCGACCACACGGUUGUUGGAUGGGGCUCCUGGGCGGGCAUCCUCCUCACGACAUGGAUCCUCGCCUUUAUCAUUUCCCAGGUCAUUCCCUUCUUUUCCUCUCUCCUCUCUGUUAUGAGCUCCCUCUUUGACAGCUGGUUCGGCUUCAUCUUCUGGGGCGUGGCCUACUUCCGCAUGCGCAGUGCUGACAAGACCGUCGGGCGGAAGCGCAACCCCGUCGGCGACUGGCUCUCCAUGGGCCUCAAUGUAAUCAUUAUCCUGACGGGCUUCUUUUUCUUGACUGCGGGGACGUAUGCCAGCGUCCAAGGCAUCAUAGACUCGUUUCACGCAGGCGAGGUCGGUGGUGUGUUUAGUUGUCAGAGCAAUGGUCUGUAA
Molecule: messenger RNA, 1572 nt
Organism: Metarhizium acridum CQMa 102
Lineage: Eukaryota; Fungi; Ascomycota; Sordariomycetes; Hypocreales; Clavicipitaceae
Source: RefSeq, a predicted model, not a curated record